UUACCAAGUGGAGACCACGCACAAGCCCCCGCGCCCCGCCCGCCCCCAGAAACCCCGGCCGCCCGAGUCCCUCCGAGGGGAAGGGGCCGCCGCCGGCGGAAGCCGGUGAUCCGCUGGCCCCCUCGCUCCGCCAUCAAUCACUUCGCCCGCGCUCCGCGCGCGCCUCCCGGGAUCCUCCGCCCGGCGGCUGGAGGCGCCGCGCUGCGCCGCCCCAGCGGGGUGCGCCUCUCCCGCGUGUCCCUCCUGCCGAACGCCCUGCCUGCCCCGCUUGGGGGCCGCCGAGGCGUUUUCCCCACGGUUGUGACCUUUGCAAAGAGCAAACGAAAGCCGCGCGCGUUUCAGGGCGCGCGGCCCGGCCGAAGGGCUGGCCUGCAGCAGGCUCCCGCGCUCCGCUCCCGUGUCCCCGGCAGUCGCCGGAGGCCAGUGCCAACCCCAGCGGGACGGCGGCGAGUGGGUUUGGGAGCCGGGCCGGGACACGCGAGGCGACGGGGAGCUCACCGCAAGGCUGGAGGCCGGAGGCUGCGUCCCCAAGCGCGCUGGGAGCCGAGACGGAGAGCGAGCGCUCUGCAGCGGGCGGUGGACGCGCUGAAGGCACCAACCCUGGAGAAGCUUCUGCUGGUGCUUGGACAUGCGCCUGGACCUUGGAGGGCCCUGCUGCCUGGGUGAGGACCCUGCUCCCAUCCUGGCUGGAAACGAGGGACCCCGGCCCCCCGCCGGACGCUGGGACCCGGACGGCACAAGACACCCACGACAUGUGAUCGAUAAACCAGAAGUCAGUCGGAAGUAUGUAUGGGCGGGGUGGGGGCCCCAGAAGAGGGGCUGAGCCCUGCUCUCCUGAAGGACACAGGCGUCGCCAUUGCACCAUCUAAUGUAGAGUCUGGACUAAGACACCUUUAAGCAACGUUCUUGGCAUCUCUCUCGGAGGCGACACCGGCCUGCGAGGGGGCACCUGCUGGGCCCCUCACUGCAGGCCCUGAAGAGCGGACUCUGUCGCUGCGGGGCAGGUGCACGGACACAGCCCACGCCUCCGCCUCCAGAGCGCUCUGGGACCCUCUGGGGCAGCUCAGCCUGCGCUCCCAGCCCAGUACCUUAUCAGGGGACGGGGCGGCCACCACCACAGAGCUUGCUCCACCAGGUGUCCGAGGAGGAUCUGGCCCCUGAACCUCUCUAGUCGCCCCCCCCCCGCCCCCCACUCACCCACAGGAGGCCCUGCCGGCUCAACACAGUGGAAUCAUGACACAGGGACUCGUAAGGCCCCCAAGCCUCCAGGCCUUGUCAUUGUCACGUGCUGCUCGCGGGCGGGGAUCAGCAGCCAGGCUUGUGACCCCGGCCGCUGUGACAGAUAAGGACGCAGAGAGGCCACAGCACUGGCGUGAGGCCCCACAGCCAGCAGCCCAGGGCAGGGAGGA
Phacochoerus africanus (Common warthog) is the source of this 1409-nucleotide messenger RNA. Its product is annotated as translation initiation factor IF-2-like. NCBI's taxonomy places the organism in Eukaryota, Metazoa, Chordata, Mammalia, Artiodactyla, Suidae. The annotation marks the transcript as partial. The record is from RefSeq and is a predicted model, not a curated record. The transcript is spliced from 3 exons.